Pseudophryne corroboree (corroboree frog) is the source of this 1255-nucleotide messenger RNA. RefSeq names its product galectin like (gene LGALSL). Gene Ontology annotation, molecular function: carbohydrate binding. NCBI's taxonomy places the organism in Eukaryota, Metazoa, Chordata, Amphibia, Anura, Myobatrachidae. The record is from RefSeq and is a predicted model, not a curated record. The transcript has 5 exons. The coding region runs from base 357 to 866 and encodes 169 amino acids.
CUGGAACUGUGUAAGAACUAGAAGCAGAGGUUCACACAGUCACACAGAAGCAUCUCUAACCCAGGUCAGCUGUAGCCCAGAUCAGCAGUGCCAGUUAUUCUGCAUAGUGUAGUACUGUGGCAGCACAGCUCCUCCUCUGCAAUCACCGCCUCCCCUCUCCUUGCCUGGUGGUGGGAAGGUUUCUCAGUCUGCCAGCAGGUCAGCCUCGGCUUCCUUGUGGUCUGAUCCCUAGCUGAGCCAGGCUCAGACCUGCCCUCCUUUACCCUGUAGCAGCCACCCUUCCUCCUCCUUCCCUCCCGGGCUCCAGCUGAUCCAGUCCCCCCUGCAGCCUGCAUAACUGCACACACUACUGCAAGAUGGCCGGAUCCCUCGUUGAAAGGGAGACGAUGCAGCUGGACAGCAGGCGUCUGAGCAGUCCACUAGGAUCACCGGUUGAAGUCUACUUUCCACGACUGACAGUCCCUUUCUGUGGUCACAUAAAAGGUGGCAUGAGACCAGGGAAAAAGAUCCUGAUUAUGGGAAUAGUUGGCAUGAACCCGGACAGCUUUGACAUCAGGCUGACUUGUGGGGACUCAGGAGAUCCACCAGCCGAUGUGGCCAUUAAGAUUAAAGCGGAAUUUGCCGAAAAGCAGCUACUCCGAAAUGCCUGUGUGUCUGGCGAGUGGGGAGAAGAGGAAUCACCAAUUCCAUAUUUCCCAUUUAUUGCUGAUCAGCCAUUCAGGGUUGAGAUACUUUGUGAGCAUCCACGUUUCAGGGUAUUUGUCGACGGACACCAGCUUUUUGACUUUUACCAUCGUGUUGAACUACUAUCCGCAAUUGACACUGUUAAAAUCAACGGAGAUCUUCAACUUACUAAACUUGGUUGAUGUCUAAACAGAAUGGUCACCAACAGACUAAGAGAACACACUCCAGGAGAUGCGAGGAGACAGCGUUUACCCCCUCUGCAGUGACCGUGCGUCAUCUCUGCAGGAUUACUGGACAGUACAAUCGUCGUCAGCCAUUUUGUUUUUGGUAUAUCAGAUGUGGCUGGCUGUAAAACAGUUUCUAAUGACUUGGAUUACCCUUUUCAUAAUACAGCAGGUCAUUUUAUCAUUAUUUUUGCAUUUAUUUUUUUUUCGUUUACUUGAAUGAAAGGGUCUUUGGAGGUAAUUUUUCAUCUGUGUGUCAUCAUCAUGGUUACCAUUUCAGGGUGUCUAGGAGCCAAUCAAUAAAGGGUACACUGUUAAUAGUAAAUUUACAGUGAACAUAUGAGUAA